CUGAUAUCCCUACUGUCAUCUGUGAUACACCCCAGAAGGCUUUGGGGCUGAUAGAGAAUGUGGAAAAGGGCCAUACCCCAGGCCUGAAGAUGAUCAUCCUCAUGGACCCCUUUGAUGAUGAUCUGAAAGAGAGAGGAGAGAAAUGUGGAGUUGAGGUCUUAUCCAUGUCUGAUGCUGAGAAUCUAGGCAAGGAAAACUUCAGAAAACCCGUGCCUCCAAACCCAGAAGACACAAGCAUCAUUUGUUUCACCAGUGGAACCACAGGUAAUCCCAAAGGAGCUAUCCUAACUCAUCAAAAUAUUGCUUCAAACACUGCUGGUUUUCUCAAAUGUCUGGAGCAUGUUUUCCAGCCUACUCCUGAUGAUGUGACCAUAUCCUACCUCCCCUUGGCUCAUAUGUUUGAGAGGAUUGUACAGGUGAAUAUCCUGUGUUUCUAG
Molecule: messenger RNA, 437 nt
Organism: Dipodomys ordii (Ord's kangaroo rat)
Lineage: Eukaryota; Metazoa; Chordata; Mammalia; Rodentia; Heteromyidae
Product: long-chain-fatty-acid--CoA ligase 5-like
Exons: 5
Biological process (GO): long-chain fatty acid metabolic process
Cellular component (GO): mitochondrion; membrane; endoplasmic reticulum
Molecular function (GO): arachidonate-CoA ligase activity
Source: RefSeq, a predicted model, not a curated record